GUUUCUCUAAGCUGUUGAGACUCAGAGGGUGGGCCCAGGCCUCCUUUAGCAAGGCCCUCCACUCCCCACCCCUUUCCUGGGCUGCCUGGGGUGAGGCAAGAUAUAAAAGGGCAGGUUUCCUGGGAGAAAGAGCAGGAGGGAGAGAGUUCUAGCUGCCUUGACCAUGAUGGUUGUCCUGCUGCCAGCCCUCCUGGGUGUCACCCUCAUGCUGCCCCGAGUGCAGGCCCUGACCUGUCAGUCGGGAACACUGGAGUCUAUGAUGAAUGCAUCAGCACUGCCCUUCCAGUUGACAGCUGGCGAGAUUGUCUGUGCGAAUGGCUUGGGUUGCCAAGACAUGCUGAUGACCAUAGAGAAUGGACCCAAUGCGUUCGUGGUGAUUAUCAAGGGCUGUACCUUGGAAAAAGAUCAUGACGUCCAAGUCACCCAGCACAGGGCAGGCCCUGGCCUCUCCAUCGUCUCCUACACCCACGUGUGCCGGGAGAAGGACCUCUGCAAUGACCUCUCCAGCACCCUCCCUGUCUGGACUCUACCUCCCUUCGAAGUCCCAGAAUCCUCCGUGCGAUGCCCAGUCUGCUUGUCUACAGAAGGCUGUGAAUCUGUAACAGAGCUGACAUGCCCUGUCGGGCACACGCAGUGCUACAAUGGGGUCCUCCAGCUCAGGGCAGAGGACGUCCACACCAAUUUGAGAGUCCAGGGAUGCAUGUCCCAAGCAGCCUGCGACCUGCUGAAUCAGACUCAGAAAAUCGGGCCUCUGUCUGUGAGGGAGAACUGUGAUUCUAAUGCUUUUCUGACCUGUCAACAGGGGAACAUGUUUACGACUCAGCGAAACCUGAUUCUGAAACCCAUCCAAUGGAACACAGAGAACAACGUCAUAUGUGAUUUUCAGGAGAUGUGUCAGGAGACACUUCUGCUCAUAGAUGUAGGACCCCAAUCAUUGAUAAUGGGGAGCAAAGGCUGCACCAGGGCCAGGACCCAGGAUUCCCAGACUGUGACCAUCCACUCAGAGUCCCCCGGAGUACUCGUUGCCUCCUAUGCCCAUUUCUGCUCCUCCAGUGGCUGCAACAAUGCCAGCAGUAGCAGUGUCCUUUUGGACUCCCUCCUUCAUCCAGCAGCCCCUGCCCCGGGAGACCUUCGGUGUCCUGCCUGCGUGGGACUCUAUGGAUCCUGUACUAAAAUUGUCACAUGCCCUAAGGGCACCAGUCAUUGUUACAGUGGUUCCAUUCGACUCCAAGGGCGUAAGCUGAGCUACACAUUUAACGUUCAGGGCUGCGUGGCCCAACCUUCCAGCUCCUUGCUGAAUCACACCAACAUUAUUGGGGACUUGUACGCAAUGGAGACCCCUGAGACGAAAGAUAAGCCUCCCAUCCCAGAGAUAGCUGGAGCUGCCCCUGCCCCCUACCUGGCUUGGGUGGUGACGGUGGGGCUCUCCCUAGCACUUUGGUGUGGGGUGCCCUCCCUGCUGACUCCAUUUCCCCUUGAUUCUUAGUCCCUGCUGACCCCCUAAACCCAAACCUCCCUCUGACCUUAUAACCAAACACUGAGUUAUUUCCCAUCUUCUCCAUGAAUUCUCACCCACGCACAACCCACACACCUUGUGACCUGAUAACAACAUAUGGAAGGGCCUGGGAGCAGUUGAACCU
Rhinolophus ferrumequinum (greater horseshoe bat) is the source of this 1640-nucleotide messenger RNA. It is a transcript of the gene CD177, whose product is annotated as CD177 molecule. The transcript is spliced from 9 exons. Gene Ontology annotation, cellular component: plasma membrane; plasma membrane raft. The record is from RefSeq and is a predicted model, not a curated record. Gene Ontology annotation, biological process: cell-cell junction maintenance; leukocyte cell-cell adhesion; positive regulation of neutrophil degranulation. NCBI's taxonomy places the organism in Eukaryota, Metazoa, Chordata, Mammalia, Chiroptera, Rhinolophidae. Bases 164 to 1486 code for a protein of 440 amino acids.